This is a messenger RNA of Colletotrichum navitas, 1060 nucleotides long. RefSeq lists its product as uncharacterized. Gene Ontology annotation, biological process: mycotoxin biosynthetic process. Lineage: Eukaryota; Fungi; Ascomycota; Sordariomycetes; Glomerellales; Glomerellaceae. The coding region runs from base 110 to 991 and encodes 293 amino acids. The record is from RefSeq and is a predicted model, not a curated record. The transcript has 4 exons.
AGUUAUCCAUCUCUCGAAAACAACAGACGGUUGAUCCGUCAUCACUCUUAGACUACAUCAAUACUUUCUGCUUCCUUCUUCUUAUUCUUCUUCCCCCUUUCCCCCUAAAAUGGACAUGUCUGAAGCAAAGUAUGCCAACAUCGGCCUCGAUGACCACGACUGCGAUGACCGGAGCAGCACCGAGGUCGAGGAGUCGCUCAUUGGCGACGAAAAGGCCUGCCGCAGCUGCCUGACCAAAGAGUACCAGAGCCCUACCGUGAGGAGGACAAACCGCUGGCUGUCCAUGCUCAAGUCGUCACGCUACUUCGUCGACACCAUCCUUCUGCUCGUCAUCCUCGGCCUGCUGGUGAGGCAACAGACCCAGGCUCCCGCCCUGAGCACCUUGACACCCGGGGAUGACCUCACUGGCGUCAGCGGAAAGUUCUCGACCCAGAUCAAGACCUUCACCCCCGACUACGAGGGCAAGUAUGCGCCCAACGACACUUCAAAGUUCUUCACCGAUGAGGUCUUGAACAACUGGAAUGAGCUGAUGCCCUACGGCAUGGGCUUCCAAUGGGUCAACGACACCCACAAGUACCACGAUCUGCCCACCCCCAUCGUCUGGCCCGAGAAGACCGUCUUCACCACUUCCCUCACCCACCAGCUGCACUGCUUGUUCGCCGUCGUCCAGACGUAUUCCGGCCUCAGCUCCGGCCACGAGAUCCCCGACGACCACCACUGGCACAUGAUCCACUGCUUCGCCUAUCUGAGGCAGACCAUCAUGUGCAGUGCUGACAUGGCGCUCGAGGGCCUCGAGACCACUUUCCCUGACCACAACGGCGGAUCCGACGGCUGGGAUUCCAAGCAUGGUGAGUUGCCUCACCCCCAUCGUGAUGAAAAACUCGUAGUGUCCGUAUUGGCUAACCGCAUAUCAAUAGUGUGCAAGGACUAUAGUCAGGUUAAGAACUACCUGGAAAGCGUCAGGGCAUACGACGACAGAGAAAUCUUCUAGACCACUGGCGUUUCAUUUCAAGAACAUACAAUGUACAACAUAGAUCUUUUCAAGCGGAACCAUAUCCAC